Molecule: messenger RNA, 291 nt
Organism: Rhodotorula toruloides NP11
Lineage: Eukaryota; Fungi; Basidiomycota; Microbotryomycetes; Sporidiobolales; Sporidiobolaceae
Product: small nuclear ribonucleoprotein E
Exons: 4
Coding region: 1-291 (96 amino acids)
Biological process (GO): spliceosomal snRNP assembly; mRNA splicing, via spliceosome
Cellular component (GO): U4 snRNP; U2 snRNP; precatalytic spliceosome
Molecular function (GO): RNA binding
Source: RefSeq, a predicted model, not a curated record
AUGGCGUCCAAGUCCAAGACAGUGCUGGUGCAGCCCAUUAACGUCAUCUUCAAGCACCUCCAGCAAGGGACCCGCGUGCAGUUGUGGCUGUUCGACAAUCUUGAGCAGAGGCUGGAGGGCAAGAUCUUGGGCUUCGACGAGUUCAUGAACAUCGUGCUGGAUGACGCAGAAGAGGUUUGGGUCAAGGACACGAAGACGAAGAAGACUGGAGACCGUCAACAACUCGGCCGGCUACUGCUCAAGGGGGAGAACAUCACGCUCAUCAGUCCGGUGCCGAGCCCGAGGGCAUGA